Rodentolepis nana is the source of this 1593-nucleotide messenger RNA. Lineage: Eukaryota; Metazoa; Platyhelminthes; Cestoda; Cyclophyllidea; Hymenolepididae. The record is from the annotation of a GenBank genome assembly.
AAUGUUUUCACGCGUAUUCUAUAUACGUCAUUCGAUAUGUGUUUACUUUUCACAUUCUUCCAAGAAGAGAUCAGCACCAAAUUCUUAUUUUUAAUUUUGUUCAUCGUUUUCAUCAAGGGCUUUCAUUGGCUACUGGAAGGGCGUGUUGAUGUCAUGGAACGCACUCCAGUUCUUAGACCUUUGUUCCACAUCAGGACGUUGAGUUUCGCUCUUUUAUUAGCUGCUGUGGAUAUUUUUCAUAUUGCAAAUUUCUACUGGGGAGUUGAUACAACGAAUGUUUCAUCUCUUGCGGUUGGAGCUGAGUACUAUAUUCUGCUUUUCGAUUUAAUUUCAAUAGUUAUGCGCUAUGCUAUUCAAACUUAUGACUCAGUACAGGAAACACAUUGGGAUCAAAAGUCACUCUAUCUUCUAUAUGUUGAUGUUAUCGUUGGAAUGCUUCGUGUCUUCUUCUAUACCGAGUUCGCUCCAAUUCUCUGGCGCCACCACCCUUUUCCUCUCUUUAUUAUUCGACCAAUUUAUCUCAGCUUGAGAUUCCUGAAAAAGACUAUUAGAAAUCUGGUAAUGUCACGACGAGCAAUUCGAUUGAUAAAUAGUGCGUUUAGUGAAGUGACUGCUGCUGAAAUAGCUGCUUCAAAUGAUACUGUGUGUAUUAUCUGUCGAGAAGAGAUGAUACAAACUUCUGCUGCCGGGACGACAGAGGCUCCCUCUCCUAAUCUUGCUCCUGGAACUAUCAAACGUCUACCCUGUGGGCACAUCUUUCAUGCCAGUUGUCUUAGAAAUUGGUUUCAACGUCAGCAAACUUGUCCCACUUGCCGUAUGAAUAUCCUCCGACAGGGAACUGAUGAGCAGGCAGCUGAGAACCAGAGAGGUCUAAGGCGGGUUCCUGCGAGGGCUGCUGGUCAACAAAGGCAACGGGGUGAUCAAUCGCAGGCUCGUAGAGGCGGUGGUGGUUCAGCUCAAAUUAGAAUAGAUAUUCAACGCAGUUCUGGUCGGGGUAGUGGAGACAAUGCCCCACAAGUGCAUCAACUUCCGUUUUCUAUAUUUCCACCAAAUGUGCAAUUCCCUGGAGUUUUUCCAUCGAUUUCGGGAACGGACAAUCAGCAAUUCUUUAUGGCUCCGCCUAUUGUCAUCCCUGGUGAUCAAUUUUCCCAUUUGGUUGGUGGUACUCCUAUGCCCCAUGUGCCUGCCGACUUGGCAGAGGGUGGUCAAGAAUCCCAGGAGGCCCUGGAAAGCAAGUUGCGUUCCGGUGUUGGAGCACGCAUUGAAACACUUCAACGCAUUCAGACCCUCCUGGAUGCCUCAAUCCUUCAAAUGAAUGCCUACUUGGCUGCUACCAAUGCAACUCCUUUUGUAAUUCCUAUUCAGAAGAAAAACGAAGCGGGUGAUAUUCAACCUGCUGCAGCAGUAUCCUCAGGCGAACUUAGCGACAUGAAAGGUGUCAAGGAUGCCUCUGAGAGAGAAUACAAAGAUACUGGCAAAGGGGAAACGAAAGCGGACUUGAACGAAGCACAGCAUUCAGAUGAACUUUCCAUUCUACGUCAACGUCGACUGGAGAAAUUAUCGAGCGCGAUGAAGGAGGGGUCGAAGACUUAG